Molecule: messenger RNA, 2651 nt
Organism: Dermatophagoides farinae (American house dust mite)
Lineage: Eukaryota; Metazoa; Arthropoda; Arachnida; Sarcoptiformes; Pyroglyphidae
Source: RefSeq, a predicted model, not a curated record
AUGAUUUUGAUUGUCCAUUCGAUUUGUACGUAAAUGAAUCGUCAGAUAAACUUGAUUCAAAUGUUUUUCAACAAGGACAAAAAUCAGAAUAUCGUGAUCGUAAUUUAUUGAUAAUUUUUAAUUUAUCUUAUUCCAUUCAUAAGAAAGAAAUUCAAUCAUAUCUGCAGAGUUUAAUAAAAGUUUUACAAAUAUUAUACAAUGAAUGUUAUAGCUGUCAACCAUAUAUGCUCGCUUUUAUAACGGCCAAUAGCAAUUUUAAUCUGACUCACUGUUUGUAUAAAUCAUUAUCUGAAUUAAUCUGGAAAUUGGACCGGAAUUUUCGUCUAAUAGUUAUCGCUGGCAACGAUUCGAAAAGCAUGACUACAACCAUUCAUUUACGACCAAUUUUUGAUGGGUGUCGAAUGACAAAUUCUGUGUACAUACCAAAAACUGACGAAGAUUUUGAAAAAAUUAAAACAUCCUAUUUGAAAUGUAAUCUUAAACAACAACGAUUGAAAGUUGUUGUCAAUGAUUUUAAUCCACUUUGUUAUGUAAUUAGAUUUCCUAAUCUUCAAUUGAUGCCCUAUUCAUUGGAUCGAUAUUUUAUUGAUCUUAUAUCAACGAAAAUGAACUUUACCUAUGAUCUUAUUGAUGGUGAACAGAAUUGGGGUCAACUUAUCGGUCCAGAUAUAUGGAAAGGAUCUAUUGGUCAUAUUUUUAAUGGUACUGCCGAUAUUGGUAUCUGCGGAAUUUCGAUUUCCUACCCAAGAGCACUAGCGAUUCAUUUUACAUCGAUUAUAACAACUGAUGAAUUAGGAUUUAUAUCUCAAUCUCCAGCGGAAAAAACUCAAUUAUGGCUUUUUAUGAAGCCUUUUUCAGUGUUAUUAUGGUUAAUAAUCUUGAUAUCAUUUUUUGCCAUUUUACUAACACUUUAUUUGACAACAAAAUUUUUGGAUUAUACUCACGAUUAUGGCAAAGUGCCUUCAUUUGCAUCAAUGUCAAUGAAUCUUUAUGCCAUAUUAUUGAGCAAAAGUAUCGAUACAGAUACUCGUGAGCAUUAUCAAAUCAGAAUCAUUUAUUUGCUCUUCAUUUUAGCCAUGAUUGUUUUAUCACCCGCUUACUGUGCCUCAUUCUAUUCAUUAUUGACAAUUCCUAAAUAUCAAAAACCAAUCGAUACAAUCGGUGAUCUAUUACAAGCAGCUCAAAUGGGCUUUUACAAAAUUAUUACUGUACCACAUGGUGCAUAUUAUGAUACAUUUGUCAAUUCACCAAGUGCUCUAACAACUUUACAUAUUAUUGGUCAACAUUUAAAUCGAAGCAAUGAAAAAAUGGUAGACAAUGUUGUGAAUGGUAUCGAUAUUGUUCAGAAUGAUCCUGAAGGUCGUUACAUUUAUAUUAAUUCCAAAUUAAUUUUGAUAUUUUUAUCGAAAUUGAUGGCCAAAAAACCAUUACAUGUUGGUCAUGGUUCAUUUGGUGCUGAUUUUUUAGCCGUAGCGCUUGCUCGACAUUCACCAUUGAGCAAUGUGAUUGAUCUUUAUAUACAACUUACAUAUGAAUCUGGUUUUGCCUAUAUUUGGUUUGCUAAUAUCUCAAGAAAGUUAUCACAUGGUCAAUAUCAAUCCAUGUUUCAAUCACUUUUAUCUCCAUCAUCCUCAUCAUCACCAUCAUCAUCUUCAACAGUGGUUCAUGAUGGUGUACAACUAAUAAAGGAAUCAAAAUUAUUCUCAUGGAUUUCGUAUCAUCUAUCAAAAUUAACGUUGACAAUUUUCCUAUGAAUUGUAUUACAGAUAAUUCAUUCAUCCAUUUACCCGAGAAUAUUAUCGUAAUGAUGAAACAAUGCCAUAUAUACAUGUACCCGACGACCGGAUCGGUUUCGAAUAACCGAAUCAGUAUACUCUGUUCAUGCAUACAAUCGUGAUGUCAUCGGUUUCCGAAUGUAUGUAUGUGUGUUUGUAUCAUAUAUUGUGUGUGGGGGCAUCCCUUAUAUUGUCUUUAUCAAAAAUGGCAUGGAUUUGUUGAAAUUCUCAUUAUUCUCAAUUCCAAUCUUUCCACAUGUACAGUGUUGUUGCUUAUUUUUUUUCCUUUCGUUCCAUCGUUUCAUCAUAUCCGAUGUAAUGGAAUGAUCAUUUGGCCCUAAAUUUAUCGGUGGCCGGAUAGUUGAGAGAGAAAAAACGUGGAUCAUCAUAACGAUAAAAAAGAAAAAAACCGGCAGUAUAUAUCUAUAUAAUGUUAAGUUCCAUGAUGUAGAAACAGACACACACACACACACACACACACACUUAUAUAUAAGCACAGAAUUCCAUGAUUCCACCGUUAUAUGUGACAUGUCAUCAUCGUCAUCGUGGACGAAACGCAAUAAUACUGAAACAUAAAUGGCUGCCAUGUAUGUAAUGUAAUUUGAAGUAGCAAUGUAAAAGAAGAAACGGGGAAAACGAUUCUCACAUUUUAGUGAGCUCACACAUAUAUUCUAUGUAAUAAAUAAAUAUUCUUUUACAAUGAUACCAACAACAAACAAACAAAUAUUUCUUCAGGAACCGUUACUACUUCUUCCAUUUUUGUAAUGUUAUUUAUUGUUGUUGCUGUUUUUGCCUCAUCCUACGAAUGAAAUGUCAUUGUCAUUGCCGUAAUCAUGUUUUUCGAUUGAUUCAACCAUAUAUCGAUCAAUUGAUUGA